GUCAUUGAUUUCAUCUCAAGUUCUCACAAUACAAUUGUUUCCCACAACUGCCUCCAUGAUUUUACCUUCAUUCAUGAGAAGUUUCUCGGUCCGUUACCUGAAACGAUGUCAGAAUUCUUGUGCUGGUUGAAAUUGUUAUUCUCCGAUGUAAUUGAUCUUAAUUAUUUGUUGAAGGAGUUUGGACCUUUAAAGAAAGAAAAAAAUAUCCCUAGUGCCCUGAGUUAUUUAAAAAGGCAGUAUUUUGUACCAAUAGAACUUGAAGUUCCUAAGCAAGCUGAAGAUGGGAACAAGAGCCAUGGAAACAAUACUGAAUAUGUUGUUAAGAACGCUCCUUCAAGCCGAUCUGCACUCGAGCCCACCAGAUCAAUUGAAGAUCAUACAAACAUUUUCAAUCCAGCAACCCUAACACUUCAUGAACCUGGUGAUCAUGGUAAGACUGGUUGGCGAAUUGGUACUAACAGGAGAGUAAGCACAGAUAACAUACUCUUCCUAUGGGGCUUUGGUGGUGCAACUUCUGCUGUGGAGCUAAAACAUCGUCUCUUGCAAAUUCAUCCAAUUUUUGCAGAAGAUUUUGAUGUUCACUUUGUCGAUAAGACCUGCGCUGUUGUUGUUUUUGAGAAGUUAGGUUCUGCUGAGACAUUACUUAAAGACAUGGGUUUAGUUGACAAUGUUUUUGGUGUUUUAAGAGACGUUGUUGUGGAAGGGUUGAGGGGCUGCAGGAUAUGAUGGCUACAAGAAAGUUUGCAGGUUGGGCCUUAAGGGAGAUUUAGUUGAUUCAUUGGAAAUUGCAUUAGUUGAGGCAUCAGAAACAUGUACACAUCUAAAUAAGCUUAUGGACAUUCCUAGAGGAUUGCUCAUGAUUUUUACACCAACCUCACUCCCGAUAGCACUAACGACUACCAUCUCGAUAGAGUUGAGCUCUUCUGAUGCAAGGAGAGUAUGAUAUGGAACAUCUUAGUUAUAAUAGAGCUUAGGUCUAGUAUAUCUUUAAUUUCUAGAAUAUUCUAUUUGCUUUAUAAAUAGCUAAGCUUAGAUGUAAGGGAAGGAAAAAAUAUUAUAUCCUUUUAAACCUUGAGCUUUUUUUUUGUUCUCCGAUUUUGUGUGUUCCUUCUAGCAUAUCAUUUCUUCCAUCGAUCCUACUAUAUCAAUUUCAUUGGGCAAACAUUAAGCUUCACAACUUUAAAAUGAGUACAUUUACAUGCUUUUGCAUAGAAAAACUAAAAUAGACACACGAAAAAUGUUGCAAUGCUAUUAUUGUUCAUAUUGCCAUAAAUAAGAGAUUUGAGGAUGCCAGAAAGUGGGUUGGGGAGAUAAAAGAGACCGAACAGAGAAGUAUAGGCUUACCUCAUUUCUUCAUUCAUGCUCCUAUAGAGACCAUUUAUAGAAAAUACAAAAUUCCUAAACACUCCAACUACCCAUUAAACCCCAAAUGCCAAUUACUCACAAAUGAACUACAAUGACUGCAAAGAACAACUAAUUUAUUCAUAAUCUACUCAUGACAUUUAUCAACACUAACAAAAAAUCACCAUUUAGCAUGCAUAACAUGCAGAAAUUCAAUCAAAGCAUUUAGAAGAACACUUUCCAACUACAGGA
This is a messenger RNA of Dendrobium catenatum, 1593 nucleotides long. Its product is annotated as poly(A)-specific ribonuclease PARN-like. The record is from RefSeq and is a predicted model, not a curated record. The annotation marks the transcript as partial. The transcript is spliced from 2 exons. Lineage: Eukaryota; Viridiplantae; Streptophyta; Magnoliopsida; Asparagales; Orchidaceae. Gene Ontology annotation, cellular component: cytoplasm. Gene Ontology annotation, molecular function: 3'-5'-RNA exonuclease activity; RNA binding.